Plasmodium yoelii is the source of this 849-nucleotide messenger RNA. RefSeq names its product fam-a protein. The record is from RefSeq and is a predicted model, not a curated record. NCBI's taxonomy places the organism in Eukaryota, Apicomplexa, Aconoidasida, Haemosporida, Plasmodiidae. The transcript is spliced from 6 exons. The coding region runs from base 1 to 849 and encodes 282 amino acids.
AUGAAUAAAAGAUAUAUUACGAUUACUUUGAUGCUUUUAAGUCUAGCAGGAUAUAUGCAAAAUGUAGCACUUGAAAUAGAAACUGAUGCAGAUGGUGCUAAGAAUGCCACCUCCUCCCUCCAAAAAGUUGAUAUACUUGAGGAAUACACAGAUAUAGUAUGUGACGACUUAAGAGAAAUUUCAAUGGCAAUGGAUCAUGCAAAUGAAUCAUCAACACUUUUACUAAAACUUGCUGAGAAUAUGGACGGCUACUCGGUCGAUUCUACAGAAAAUGAAAACAAAAUUAUAUAUUCUAAGAAAAUUGGAAAUAUGGAUAUUGGAAGGUUUCAUGUUACUAUCCCAUCUGCCUAUAAGUACUCUGACGUAGUAGAGAAAAUCUGGGAUUACAAUGAUAAACAAAAAUCGGAUCCCAAUUUUAUUAAUGGAUAUCUUACUCGUGUAUAUACCCCAUUUUUAAUAGUAAUGGAACAAUCUAAAAUAAAUCAAGAGAAUAGACCCCUCAGAAAAAAAUAUUCUGUAGCCGCAAAAGUUAAACUAUCAAAUGACACGACUGUAAUUGUCUGUCCUACAAGAACUAUAAAUUUUAUCGGUGCGAUCAAUAAAAAAACAAAUUUGAAAGAUUUUUUAGAAAAUACAAAACCAAUCCAAACUGACAUUGGUGGUGAGGAAGCAUUAAUCAAAUUGGCUUCUAACAUAGCCGGAUAUAUAAUUAAACACCGUGGCAAUAACGUUGAAGUUACUUAUAUCAAUGCUAUUUAUAACAGUGGUAAUUCUACCAACUUUGACGACGAUAAAAGCUAUAGAGAUAUUAUAUAUACAAAUAUUCAAAGAUUAGCACAACGCAUGUAA